CUGGGAUCAUUAAUUUUAAUAUUUUACUUAAAUGCACAAAAGACGAUUUUGUUAAAGCAGCAAUUUGAGACGAAAUAAGUUUGUUAUUAAAAUUUCCACCGCUGUGUCCCGUACCGGGAGGGCGUCGCGACGCCCUACCACGACAUCAAACCACCACCACCAGCACCGCAAGAAGGGCCCGAAACCGUCAGCAUCGCUCGUCAGCUUCAUUCGCGCUCACGCGUCCGUUCUAAUAGCAGUUCGUCGUUUGUCGGGGGGUAACGCGCGCGCCUUCAGCACUUUUCGAAAAACACGCGGGAAUCGACGAAUAUACCGCGGAUGAUGUGAUGCCUAUGUUGUCCGUGUUGUUGUUGUUGUUAUUGUAGGUGGUGUUGUUGAUAUUGUGACAGGCGUGACGUAUGUGGGACAGGCACAAAAUGCGGGAUAAUGGAUUGGCAGUGGUUGUUCUCGUUUGGGCCGCUGUCGCACCCGGAUUAGCAAUUGUCAACAGCGGCGUGAGUUCGACGUUCGGUGGAAGCCACAUACCGGCCGUCACUCCCAGAUUUAUUUCCCGGGGCAACGUAUUCAAAGUGGUGACGGGCGAUACGGUCGAACUGCCCUGCGAAAUACAGAAUUUAGGUCCGUUCGUGAUAGUGUGGAAAAGGGGGACGACGUUGUUGAGCGCGGGCCAGCAGAAAAUCUCGAUGGAUCCCCGGAUAUCGUUAACGGGCGGCUUCAAUUUGCAACUGAAGGACAUCCGCCACUCGGACCAGGGCGAUUACACGUGCCAAAUAGGUGACGGAUCGCAGGGAGACCUCAUCCACACCAUCGAGAUACUCAUGCCGCCUAGCAUCCAAAUAAUGCCACAAAAUGGCCAGGUGGUGACCAGAAAGGGCGGACCGGUCUCCUUCGAAUGCAAAGCCAACGGUAAUCCUUCACCUGUAGUUCAAUGGUCUAAAAAGGAGGGACUGCUGCCUUCUGGAUUGCAAGUUCAAACUGGAUACUUAUUGUCGGUGAACGAGGUCCAAAGGCAGGAUGGUGGCAUUUAUACGUGUACCGCUUCAAACGGUAUCGGACAACCUGUUACUGCUGACAUCCGAUUGCAUGUUUUGUAUCCUCCAGAAGUUAGUGUGCUGCGAUCAUGGGUAAAUUCUGGUGAAGGAUUAGAGGCUAAACUGGAUUGCAUAGUGCAUGCUGACCCGCCUCCAGAGGUAACUUGGUAUCAAGACUCAUUUCUACUGCAACCCACUGACCGAAGAAUUAUGUCAAAAAGUGGAAACACAUUUUCCUUAACCAUUCGAGAUGUUCAAUUAUCGGAUUAUGGAAACUACAGCUGUGUCGUGCAAAAUUCAAUUGGACGGGAUAAGCGAUACAUCGAAUUAUCAGGUAAACCAGGACCAGCACGAGUUACUAGUCCCCAGUAUUCGAAUCCACAUGACUAUGACUUGAGUUGGAUUGUCCAAUCAGUGUUUCCCAUAUUGGAAGUUAGGAUUUUGUACAGGAGAAUGAUGAUUAACAGCUCUUAUCAUCAUCCAGGCCAGUGGCAUGAUCUUUUGGUGAAACCACCGCAGAGUUACAAUUCAGCUACGGGAGAACGAAGCCAGACCUAUCGAUUGUCGAACCUUGUUGCGGAUUCGGUUUAUGAAUGUCUAAUACAGACUAGAAACCAUCAUGGUUUUGGCGAACUAUCCGAUCUUCAUCAGUGGUUCUCAUCACCUAGAGGAAGUCCUUUGCUCAGAAAUGGAUAUGGAAGAAUGGACCACUCAGUAGUUCUAAUUUAUUUAUUUGUCUGUGUGUUGUCGUUUUUUGGUUUGUAAAUAAUAAUUCUAUUGUAAUAAUGAAAUGUUAAAUCAAAAAUAUAUCAAAGGUUUAUA
Messenger RNA from Aethina tumida (small hive beetle), 1853 nucleotides. Its product is annotated as lachesin. The coding region runs from base 399 to 1796 and encodes 465 amino acids. The transcript is spliced from 9 exons. Gene Ontology annotation, biological process: synapse organization; homophilic cell-cell adhesion. Lineage: Eukaryota; Metazoa; Arthropoda; Insecta; Coleoptera; Nitidulidae. Gene Ontology annotation, molecular function: protein binding; axon guidance receptor activity. The record is from RefSeq and is a predicted model, not a curated record. Gene Ontology annotation, cellular component: plasma membrane; axon; neuronal cell body.